GGGAGAGAAUCAGGGAGAGGGAAGAGGAGAGUUCUUUACUGGAAAGAACAGUAAAGACUUGGCUGCUGCUGAAUGCACAGGUUUCUCUAUCUCACAUACACACACUCUUCCUUUUCCAUCUCUCUCAGUCUCUGUGUCUUUCUCACACGCACACACACACACACACACACACACACACACACACACACACACACGUGUUGCCCAGUACAGGGAGAGUAAAAUGGGAGGCCUUCAUUCAUCACGACUCAUCCAGGCUUGAAUCGGUCCAUUCACUCUGAGUGUGAGUGGAGGGAGUAGCGGGUGGAGCACAUCAGUGGUGGACACAGGUGUGGCUCAGAAGCAGUCAUGAGCGGAAUACUGAAGAGGAAGUUUGAGGAGGUGGAGGGAGCGUCUCCGUGCUCCUCACUGAGGGAAUCGGAAGAGGAGGAGAUAUCGAGCAGCGAGAGUGGAGACAGCAGCGACAGCGUCAACCCCUCUGCCUCUCACUUCACGCCAUCCUCCAUCCUGAAGCGUGAGAAGCGGAUGAGAACUCAAAGGGUGCAUUUCGAGAAGGUGACGGUGUAUUAUUUCAGCCGGCGGCAAGGCUUUACCAGCGUGCCCAGUCAGGGAGGCAGCACCUUGGGCAUGUCGAGCCGACACAGCUCGGUACGGCAGUACACACUCGGCGAGUUUGCGAAUGAACAGGAGCGCAUUCACAGGGAUAUGCUGAGGGACCACCUGAAAGAGGAAAAACUCAACUCCAUUAAACUCAGGCUGACUAAAAACGGUUCCGUCGAGUCAGAAGAGGCGAAUGCUCUCACAGUUGAUGAUAUCUCAGAGGAUGACCUGGACCUGGACAACACAGAGGUAGAUGAGUACUUCUUUCUCCAGCCACUGACCACCAAGAAGCGCCGCGCUCUGCUUCGGUCAUCUGGUGUCAAGAAGAUUGACGUGGAAGAGAAGCAUGAGCUAAGGGCAAUCAGAGUGUCACGUGAAGACUGCGGCUGUGAUUGCAGACUCUUUUGUGACCCAGAGACUUGCACCUGCAGCCUGGCAGGUAUCAAGUGCCAGGUGGACCGUAUGUCAUUCCCAUGUGGCUGCACUAAAGAGGGCUGCAGUAAUGCAGCUGGCCGGAUUGAGUUUAACCCCAUUCGUGUGCGCACGCAUUUCCUGCACACCAUCAUGAAACUGGAGCUGGAGAAGAGCAGGGAGCAGCAGCAGAGCUCAGUCACUGGUCCUGCUUCUGUCCCUGCCCCUAAUGGCAAUGGUUAUCACAGUGACACCAAUGGCCACUGCAGCCCACUGACAUCAGGGCAACAUGCCUUAGAAUAUUCUGUUCCCGAUCCCGUCCAGCAGACCGCCAUCAUGCACCUGCAAGCUGUUGAUGAUAUGGAUGAGGCCUUGGAGGAGGAAGAGGAUGAAGAGGAGGAGGAGGAGGAGGAAGAAGAUGAUGAGGAUGAAAAUGAAGACGAUGAAGAUGAGAGCAGCAGUUUGUGUAGCCUGUCAGACUCGAGUACACAGAGCCUGGCGAACAGUGACUCAGAGGAGGAAGAGGAUGAUGAUGAUGUUGACGAUGACGAAGAUAAAGGAGAGGAGUUUGAGGAUGGCCUAACCAUUGCUCCUUUGUCACAUAGUGAGGUGGUUUCUCCAUCCUCUGUGAUGUGCUACUCGGAGAACACAGUCACACAGGAGAAUCAAACCAAUGGCAACGGUUAUUUUAUUAACUCCACAGCUGAAUACUAUCAGAUGGAGAAUGCCAGCUCAGCAUCACUUUUAGCAGCUGCUAACCAGGUUAGUGAGAGCUAUGGAGGAGAUUCAACCUCAUAUCAAGAAAGGGUGAACAACACUAAUGGUGUGAUGGCACCAGGAGCCUUUAACAUGACCACUGAGCAUUACACUGACUAUUCACAGCCAUCUGAGGAACAAUACACCAAUCAUCAUUUCACUCUUGCUAAUGGAUCGUCGGCCACGAUUGGCUGCUGUGAACCCGAACCUGACAAAAGCAUGCAAUCAAAAGGGACCUUCCACAGCCAAUCAGGAGAGCUGAGUCAGAUGGAGUACCAAAACUAUCUGAACAAUAACACUGACGAGGGAUACACGACUAACGGGAACUGUUUUGUGGUAGAGCAGCCAAAGGAGGUAUCUCACGGCCUUUCUGAGGUUACCUCUUUAGCAGACACCACCAAAGGACCACCAAUACUGGAGCCUUUUCCUGAGCCCACCCCUGUUUAGAUACACACAUUACAUCUAUGAGGAGGAGAUACAAAUGGUAAGCUAUCAAGUGUUUGAUUCGAAUACCACACAGACUCUAAUAAUGGGUUUUGUUUCCACACUUGACAUAGUUUAGUCUGAAGACAUGUACGAUAUUCAUCAUCAUGUAUUUUUCAAUGAGCCAGAAAAAAAAAUCCAUAAUUCUAAGUGCAAAAUGAGAUCAUAUAAACUGUAAGCUUUAGGCCUGUGCAAUGUUAUCUGGUAUUUCAAAAGUCAAAGUUCUAGUUUUGAGCAGAUAUUGUGGAUAGAACUUUUCUAUGUCUAUGUGUCAGUGGUGCAAAAAAAUCGUUGCCGUUCAUUAAUAUAUUAAAGAAAAUGUGUAUACUUAAUCAUUUUGAUAAAAGCGCAUGUUUUUGUAGCUUUUGUUGGCAAUCUAUGGUUUUUGUAUUGAUUGCAUCGAUGUACUGUAAAAAAACAAAACAAAAAAAAACGGUUAAGUUCUUGUUGUUACAUAUGUAUAUCAUGCUUUUAAAGCAUUUGUAAAAGCAUGAAGCCUGAUCUUAAAAUGUUUGCUGUUUUUGCAAUACCAAAUUAGAUGAUUUAAGUUGUGAAUAUAAUACACUUCAUGAAGACAAUGCACUUUUCCAGAGGCCAUGGCAUGGCAAAUAGACUUCAGCAGAGCACGGAUAAGGUGAACUAUCUCUUACUGGACCAUUAUUUAAUCCUCAUUACACCAUUCAGGUGGUAAGAGAAUGAAAGAUUUCUUGAUUUUUAGCAUUUCCAACUAAUAUCUUUGGGAUUAAACAGGGACAUCUGAUCAAAUGCACUUUGAACAGCAUAAAAUUAAUUUGUUUCGAGGCAUUGCAUUUCUUUUAAAAACAAAGUUUUGUGUUCAAAUCAGUAAAGAAAAUGUUUAUAGGAGAAAAGAAAGAAAGCAUAUUUUGAAAUUUAAACUGUAGAAAGUUUAUUAACUUAAACUUCUAAUAAUAUGGAGAACCUAGUGAAAUCUAGGGAUAAAAAAGGUCUGAACUUGUAAUAAGGCUUGUAUUUCUUCAUAUGGGUAUUUCGCAAUUUAUUGUUACUUAAUAGUGUAAAAAAGAAAUGUAUAUCGGAGAAUUUGAUAAAGGAGCAUUCCAAAUUUACAGUAAUGAAUUGACCCUUUUGAGAAUCAAAUUAUGUUUUGAAUUCUAAAAUGUACAAACUAUACAUUUAUAAUAUAUGAACAAAUUAUUUUUAAAGACUGAUUAGUCGGUCGAGUGCAAUAGUGUAACAGGAUACUGUAACAACUAUGGUCAUUUCUGGAGGUCUGCACUUCAUUGCCAGUUAUGACUUUUAACUAAUUUAUUGACUGAUCUUGAAAUUAAAUUGUAUUUCACGCACAAUUACAACAGUGUUACAUAUUCCUCAAUAGUGUUUCGAUGAAAUGUAAGCUAUUUUUAAACAGAUAGUUGUUUUUCAAGAAGCAGAGACGAGGACAAUCAUAUUCCUGCAGUGAUCUUGCCAAUGUAUAGAAGAACUACAGAGUUCACUCCAGCCAGCAUUUUAGAGCAGGGGUAUAUGCCAUAAAUUAAUUUCGCGAACAAAAUUCUAGACUAAACAUUGAAUAAAUAAUUAAGUGUAUCUUAAAGAUAAAAAAGAAGAAUAGUUUGAAAGGUAAAGUGGAACAUUGCCUUUGGUGUGACUUAACACAAUGUUAAUGCCUUUCUUUGUUUUUUUUUUAUUUUUUAUAUUUCCUUUUUAAAAUAAUAUUGGAAUAUCUUGUCACAAGACAAACUAUGUCCUUACACUUUGAGUUUGCCUUUGACAUUUAUGUCCUAUUGUUUCCAUAAGUUGUAUGUAAGGUUUUUUUAUUUAUUAUUAUUUUUUUGUUAUAAUUUUAUCUCUCGACUUAAUGGACAGUGCUCGUAUUGACCUCAUUCUCUGUUGGAGUCCAUCAUAUGAAGUGAUGUCUUGGCCGUGCUGUAGCAGAAAGCAGCACAUACAGCAUUGGUACAACACUCUGUUUGCAGUAUUUAUUCUGAAUGAUCUAUUGAAAUGUGUAUUUAUUGUGAUUUCCUGAAACGGUAUGUGCUGAAUAAAACAUUUCUUUGCUA
Clarias gariepinus (North African catfish) is the source of this 4283-nucleotide messenger RNA. It is a transcript of the gene csrnp3, whose product is annotated as cysteine-serine-rich nuclear protein 3. NCBI's taxonomy places the organism in Eukaryota, Metazoa, Chordata, Actinopteri, Siluriformes, Clariidae. Gene Ontology annotation, molecular function: sequence-specific DNA binding; DNA-binding transcription factor activity, RNA polymerase II-specific. The record is from RefSeq and is a predicted model, not a curated record. The coding region runs from base 346 to 2211 and encodes 621 amino acids. Gene Ontology annotation, biological process: regulation of transcription by RNA polymerase II. The transcript has 5 exons. Gene Ontology annotation, cellular component: nucleus.